Messenger RNA from Aphanomyces invadans, 3949 nucleotides. RefSeq lists its product as hypothetical. NCBI's taxonomy places the organism in Eukaryota, Oomycota, Saprolegniomycetes, Saprolegniales, Verrucalvaceae. The coding region runs from base 19 to 3939 and encodes 1306 amino acids. The transcript has 4 exons. The record is from RefSeq and is a predicted model, not a curated record.
GUCGCCCAAGCAAACGCCAUGGACGUCGCCGGCGGCAGCUCGCCUUACAAGGACUUGGAUGAUAUCUUUGGAGAAGACGACCAAGACGGACUUGCACCAGUGGUAGAUGCAAUGUCAAACAAGGAGGAUCUGUCGUCAGAUUCAGUUCAUUCCCAACCGAGUGUGGGUGAAGUCGAACCGGAAGAUAAGCCCACGUCGCCGGACGUUGCACUGUGGGCUGCAGAGUCCAAACCUUCGACUCCUCCGUUGGUCAUUGGCGAAGAAACGAUGAGUGUUGUGGACGAUGAUUCCUUGACGACGCCCAACACAUCACUUCCACCAAAGGAGUUCCAAGCGUCGGAAUCGCUAGAGUUUCUCGACUACCCACCCGAGGCGAAUCCCACGGCGAUGGCACAUUCCCAGUCCACUUCGUUGAGCUUUCUCGACAUGGACACGGAUUUCGCAAAUCCACCAUCUCACACCCCAUCCGACUCUAUGAACUUCCUCGAUCUGACAGACCGCCGUGGUGACUACACGACUGGAUAUGUUGAGGCUCCGUUGUCACCGUUUUCACAGUUUCUCUCCACUGCGCAAACAGCAUCAAGCGGCAUGCUGACGCAACCACCUCUCUCGGCGGUUGAACAUGGUUGGAACGACAAUCUCGAUGUUGCUGCCUCGACGCCCUCGCCAGGUGGCAAUUCCCAUGCUGCAUCCAUCCUCGACGAAGCCCACGUCGAUGUUCGACCCGUUGCUGAUGAAGAGCUGAGAUGUACACCGCCUGCAUCAGAAGAGGCUGAGUCAAUCUCUAUCGAAGCUAGCCAUGGUGAUGUUUUUUUGAGUGAAAAUGCGGGCAUUCUCAAAGCGGCCGAACAUCCCUCAGCAGCAGAUCGAUGUGCCGAGGCAGCCCCAGCCGAUGAAGUGACGAGUGCAUGUAGCAUUCGUGACGUUCACGACAAAGUCGGCGCAACGCAUGCUUCGUACCGUCCCGACUUAGCGGACACGGAAAAAUAUGCGGAAAAUGUGGCAAAUGAUGGGUCAGCUGUUCUUGAUGGCUCGCAAAACGAGUUGUCUGUGGAUGUGUCGUGCAACGACUCGUUAGAUCCGUCGGCGCCAACAUCAGAUGUGUCAAACAAACAUGCUGAAAUUAACGACAAAGAUGCUGACUACAGCGCAUCUCAAGCCACCGAAGUGGUCCCGCUUGAAGAACGCGCGCAGAUGAAGGUAUCCCAUCACGACGCCAGCUUCGAGUGCGGCGUCGAUCUCACUACGACGCAUCAUUUCUCUGUCGAAGACGACUUGCAUGAAUGUGAAGAGCAUGCUCAAGACGAUGCACCCCAACCAGUCGCCACUUACAACGACGGUGUUGUUCCCAUGUUGUUAGUUGAGGACGACAUGCACAUGGCCCCAACCACGACAACUCAACACCAUUGGGCAUUACACGACCCUGCAGUUGAGAGCUCUGUCUCGGUGGAUAAUGAGUCAACAGAGGCAUCAGGGCACGAGGAGAGCUUGCUGGAUUCGAACUUCGAUGACAGCCAUGGCGAGACAGGAGUGCUUGCGUUGCCAGUCUCAACGAUCACUCGAGCGUCGCAAGACCUGGCCGCUUUCGAUUUUCCUUCACUGGAUGCCUCGACAAACCACAAUGCAAUGCAAGAAGAAUCCAUUUCCACCGACGACGGCAAAAUCGAUGGUGAGCGCAUCUUUCCAGCCAACGAAGGCAUCGAAAUAACUUCACCUGAUAUCCCAAGCGAAAUUUGCCCCGUUGAUACCCCUGCGGUGGUUGCCAUUGGUGGCACAGUGAGCGAUGUAUUCGGUGUUUCUUCAGCGUGCGAGGAGACUAUUCCACGCGAGAACCUCCAAGACUGCUCCAGUGAAUGCGAAAUCGCAUGCGCCUCGAAUGCAUUAUCGUUUGAACAGGACUCUCCCCAUUCUCUCGUUCAACUGUCCCAAGAAUCCUAUAGCGCUAAUGCCGUUGAUGCCGACAUCGAGGAUACGUCAGAUUUGUCCUUGGAUUGUGCUGCUCCCUCCGAAAUCGCGACUACUCCGGAUGAUUUUGUUGUGCUGGCUCCCCAUGACGUGGCCAUUGCUACCAACGUUAUGCAGUCUGGUGGUGGCGAUGUUCAAAGUGUCGCCGAUGACGCACCUGCAGCCCCUUCGUCAGCUGUCGAAGUACCAAGUGAUGCCUUUACCUCAAGUCCACCUGUACCCAAGAGCCUCGUUUUUCCCGUUUCCGCAUUCCCGGAUUCGACCACUGAUGCAUCUGCUGAAGAAUCGUCGAAUUCGCGGUUCAUCUCUCGUCCAACGGACACCUUGUCCACUGCACACAUGACAAAGUUCCAGACAGCUCCCCCCCCUUCGAGCACAUACAACCCAUUCGAAGUGUUGGCGCAAGAAGAGUUAAAAUCCGCCACAGCAUUUCCAUGGCUCAACUUUCAAUCGGCGCCCGUCCAAAACGACAACCCUCCCAUUGACACUAACAACCCAUGGGCCUCAGCAACCCCAGACACAGACGACUUGGACGGCUUUGUGAGCGUCCCCACGUCGACCAGAGCAGCAAUCAUAAACGUCGUCGCAACGCAGGCGACAACAUCGUGGCUCGACGUUGCCACGUCUCAAGUAGCUACAUCGACGAGUAAGUUCAGGGAUGCGGAUGGCGAGCGAGAGAGCUUUGGGGCGUUUGAGGGCGAAUCGCCCGCGUUUAGCGAUAUUUCAUCGUCUCCUCAAGCCCCUUGCGAGUCGUUUGGAGAUUUCUCAGCUGCGACCACUACACCCGCUGAAUUUGGCGACUUUGGGGACUUUUCUUCGGCCGCUAUCUCCGCCGUGGAAUCGAACGACGGCUUCUCCGACUUUGGUGCUCCCUUGUCAACCACAUUUGGAGGCGACGAUGACUUUGGAGAGUUUGAAUCGUCGCCCCCUGCCGACGCCAUGACUUCGUUUGGUGACUUUACAUCGGUGCAAGCGCCUUCGUCCAGCAUGUCCACUGUUCCCUUCGAUGACGAAAAAGUCGCCACGUUGUUCGCCAAAGCAUUUCCUGUGCCCGCACGAACCGCACCUUCCAUUCCGUCCAGCUCGAUCACUACCCAACAAAUCUUGGGCUCUGUGGAUUUUGAGAACACGCAAAAGCCUAUUGUGUGCACUUCGCUGUUGGACGUGCUGGUCAAGGACAUUCACGCAAACCAUGUCCAGUGGGACGCGAGAACCUCCAGCGUCCGGGAAGAAUCCGCCCAUGUGUUGGAGCAAUGCAAAGCAGCGCUCGCCCAAAAAGUCAACGAGGCCGUGCUCCACCACGCGCUCUUCACCGAAAAGUCGCCAGAGUUUGCCGAAUACCAGAGCCUCGUUCACACGGCUGAUAAAGCGGCGAUGCUCGCAGGGUUACGGAAGCUCCAGCUCGACAUUUUUGACGACAUGUCGAACAAAGCGACGUUGUCGAUGGCCGAACAGGCGGCGCUGUCAGCCCAAGCCACGAUUGCCAGCCACGCGCAGCACCACAAAGAAAAGGUGCCAGGUCUCAAAUUCCAGUUUGCUUGGUCAUCGUCGAAAGACAAGUCGGACCACGAUGACCGCGCAGCUUCCACUCGAGUUCUCACGCCGACAGGGGCGUCGAUUUCCAAGUUGCACCGCAACUCGUUCAGCAACUUGCAUGCGUCGAUGGGAACGGCAGGAGGCACGGUCAGCGAGGGUGAACACACGAGCGGCUCGGAUGGCGACGGAGAGUCGUGGGAAACCGCGAGUGCCACGAGCGAUGGUGCCGGGACGGAAGAUCAUCACCACCAUCCCCCCAGUCGCACGGGGUCGGGGUCCCUGGCAGGGUCGAUAUCUGGCACAGGACUGAUGAAAAAACUGUCGUCCAAGCUGGGCUUUUCGAGCUUGCGGUCGUCACUGUCGCUGACGUCAACCAAAACCAAAGUAACUCAACCGCCCGCUCUUGGACGAGAUGUCAAUUCUUUCGAUAGAUGGUGAGUUUGUCGUU